This is a messenger RNA of Capronia epimyces CBS 606.96, 1095 nucleotides long. RefSeq lists its product as uncharacterized. The transcript is spliced from 2 exons. Bases 1 to 1095 code for a protein of 364 amino acids. Lineage: Eukaryota; Fungi; Ascomycota; Eurotiomycetes; Chaetothyriales; Herpotrichiellaceae. The record is from RefSeq and is a predicted model, not a curated record.
AUGGACAUUUCACGAGCAGGAGUCGAGCCGGCGGUGGUCAAGUUCUACCGUCAAUACAUGCAGCAGAUCAGUGACGUGACUUAUCCACCGGGCAAUCUCCUCGUGAAGCAGGAUGUGCAGGACAGUCUGUACAAGUAUUUCUUCGACGGCUCUCAGAACAAAUUCCUCCCUCCGCCACGGUACCAGGCGAGGAUUCUGAAACGCAUCAUCGAAGAGAUCGAAAAGUCAUGUCGAGACCCUGACCAAGAUCAAGUAUCGGACCGGUUGAUGGAGCAUAUGGGAUACCUGGCCACGAUCCCGCGCCAGCCGGAUUCAGACGAGGCCCAGCAGAUGCUCGUGCACUCGUAUUUCCCGCCGCUGCCUCUCGACGAGCCUGGCGUCCGACCGGUGCUGAUCAAGGAAGCAAGAAACCUGCUGUCGCGAGGCACCAAUGUUGGGCUCCGUACCUGGGAAGCGGCCCUCCACCUUGGAUGGUACCUGACUGUCCAGCGGCCAGACCUAGUGCGGGACAAGACUGUGUUCGAACUCGGCGCCGGCACGGGGUUCCUGUCUCUUCUGUGUGCUGGCCAGCUCGGAGCAGCCCACGUCGUAGCCACCGACGGUCUAGCGCACGUCUGCGACAUUCUGCAAGCCAAUGUCGACUUGAACCGGGACAACUACAACGGUAGUGGCAGUGGCAGUGGCACUGGACCUGGCACUGGCCCUGACCCUGGCACUAGCAGUCUUUUCCGCGCGCCUGAAGUCCGACUACUAGACUGGACGGACCGGCCUGAACUUGACCGGGUCAUCGCCGAGGCGAAGGCGUCCGGCGUCCGCUACGACCUGGCCAUCGGCGCCGACAUCACCUAUCACCCGGACAUCUUGCGCCCGCUGGCCGAACUGCUCGGCGUGCUCAAGGACCACUUUCCAGGAAUGGCCAUUCUCAUCUCCGCCACCAUUCGCAGCGAUACCUUCGCCCAGUUCACCUCCAUCUGUCGGAACGAGGUCGGCUUUAAGGUCGUCGAGCUGCCCUGCAACAUCCCCGACGGUCUGCGGUGUUCGGGACUCUUCCAUUCUGUAGCCACGGAAAUCAAAAUCGUGUCACUGGAGCGAUGA